CUCCGACCUCCAUGACAGAAGCAGCAAGUCAUCCUGACGGCGCCACUUUCUUCACCGGCAGCGAAGGGAAGAACGUGAGUUUGUUGCCGCGGUUCUUCACCCAUUUUUUUUUAUUUUGUGUGUAACUCCCUGAAAGCAAAUAACGACACAUGGAGCCCCCGAACCCGAACACGGAGGCCAAGAAGAUGUUGCUGAGCCACGCGAAGACCUUGAGGCUCCACACUGGAAACCUCGUCAACAGAACUCGCCUGAAAAAGAAAUGUCCGUGCUCUCCCAGCGAGGAGCUCCAAGAGUGCAUCCAAGCGACACUGAGCAGCUGGGUCUGCACGAUACAACCCCCGACGGAGAACCUCCCAGACACGCUGGACUGCAACAUCCCGCUGGCUGCGGACGCGAUCGCACCUGAGGAGAGGGAGGAGCUUAAGGUGUCAGCCAAAUUCUUCCUGUUUGAAUCGGAUCAGUCGUCCAUCAGAGACGCAGUAGACAUGGCCUGUCAGACGCUGGCCGUGUCCCAGCUGGACUCCGUCAUCAUCGCACCGCGCGGCCUCCUGGGCGGCGACAACCGCACCUUGGCUUCCCUCCAGCCGGCGUGGGAGGAGCUGGAGGCUCUGGUCCGCAGUCAGAGGAUCGCCGCCAUCGGCACCGCCGACCUGGACAAAGACCUGCUGGAGCAGCUCUACAACUGGGCUCAGGUGAAGCCCAGCAGCAACCAAGUGAACCUGGCCUCCUGCUGCGUCAUGCCCCCCGACCUCACCGCCUUCGCCAAGGAGUUUGACAUCCAGCUCCUGACGCACAACGAUCCCACCGAGUUGAUGUCCGCCGCCACCUUCCAGGAGGCCAUGCAGGAGGGCACGCAGCAUCUCAGCGCGGGCGACUGGAGGCUGGAGUGGGUCCUGCGCUACUCCGUCAUCGUCAAGAGCCGCGGCAUCAUCAAGGCCAUGGGCUACCUGUUCAGCGCGAGGAAGGCGGACCUCUAGCGCCCCCUAUUUAUAUCCAUUUGUACCACGUGCAAAGUUCUGCAACAUGGGCGCUGACUAUCAACAGGAACCAUGACAUCAGUUUACCGUACUUGUCAGAUAACUACAUCCUCUUUUACUACGUUUUUAUCAAAAAUGGAAGCUAUUCAUGCCGGAUCCGUCACUUUUCCUAUGAACUUAUCUGCUGAUUUUUAUCAUGUUUUUGAAGAGUGAGAAUAUGUCCAUGAAGUGAGGCUGCCAUAUCCAGCUCUGGUACAUGUUUCUUGGGUGCGGGAUAAAAAACGAUCUUGCACAAAAAUCUGUGCUAUUAAUACGCAGCUGUUGUAUAUCUGAUCUGGAUCGUGUCAAACUUUGUACAAUAUUCACGGAAAAUGUAGUUUCGCUGAGUAAAUCAUGCCUGGUGACGUGGAAGACGGUUUUAGCAUCUUUGCCCUGUUCAAAUGUGAAGUGCCUGGCAGCAGUCGAUGCUCACUCUCAAGCCUGCUUCGGAGUAUUUCUGUUAUACAUUAUUUCUUGGCAACUCAUUUCCAUUCCUCAAUUUUUUUUUUAACUAAGUAGAUCAUGAUCUAGAUUAAAGUGUCUAAUGUAAUCUAUUUGUGAUAUUAACUAACAUUUUAUUGACUUAUUGGAUGGCCUAAGCGGCCAGUAACAAGUAAUAUUUGGAUUUCAGGGUUUUUAGAAGCUUGUGCUAUGUAUGGGUUUUUAAUCGGACAUUCUAUUUAUGAAUCAUAAGUCAUAUGAUCGGGUAAAUAACAUCAAAAUAUGCUGUAAUGCACUGUAAAAAAAAAAAAUCUGUAUAUCACUUUAUUAAAGUGUAUAGAAAAUA
Messenger RNA from Nerophis lumbriciformis (worm pipefish), 1803 nucleotides. RefSeq names its product glutamate-cysteine ligase, modifier subunit (gene gclm). Gene Ontology annotation, cellular component: glutamate-cysteine ligase complex. Lineage: Eukaryota; Metazoa; Chordata; Actinopteri; Syngnathiformes; Syngnathidae. Gene Ontology annotation, biological process: glutathione biosynthetic process. The record is from RefSeq and is a predicted model, not a curated record. Gene Ontology annotation, molecular function: enzyme regulator activity; glutamate-cysteine ligase catalytic subunit binding.